Messenger RNA from Cydia amplana, 751 nucleotides. RefSeq lists its product as uncharacterized. Bases 23 to 751 code for a protein of 242 amino acids. NCBI's taxonomy places the organism in Eukaryota, Metazoa, Arthropoda, Insecta, Lepidoptera, Tortricidae. The record is from RefSeq and is a predicted model, not a curated record. Gene Ontology annotation, molecular function: lipid binding. The transcript has 5 exons.
CAGAAUAUUUGGAGUCAAAGAUAUGCAAAUAAAUAUGUUGGCUCGAGACAAGGUGUUCUCCAAGGACGAUCAGUUGUUAGCAACCGAAUUAGAUGCAAUGGAUACGGUUGCACGAAAUGCUUUCGAAAAUAGAAUCAGAAUACUGCUGGAGUCAUUCAGGGAUGUCGUUAUCAAUGGCAAUGAUAAUUUCCCAAUCUUGGAUCCCCUGGUUUUAGGGCCUUUAGGCCCCGUAGCCGUUGAUAUUGCUCCUGGUAUACGAGCAAACUUCUUGAUCCCUUACUUCCACUUGGACGGUUUGCGAUGGUACGUGGUGGACGAUGUAACUUUCUCCCCUUUGCGCCUCACCGUGGGACUGCACGUAACUGUGCCCUGGCUGACGUUUACUGGUAAUUACGAGGCUGAUGCUAAACUCGGAUUCCUGACGCUGCAUAGAGCUGGUGGCAAUUACAGAGUUUUUAUCAACCGCUUGGAGGUCGGCGUGGACUUGAGGCUCGGGACCAAUCUUCUAGGUGGACAUCUGGUGCUUCGAGAACUGAAUAUCAAGAUUGACAUACAAGACGUCAAUAUCCGUAUCGAAGGCAUGCUGGGCUCCAAUGUACUCAACAAUUUAAUCAACCACUUCGUACAAAGCAUCACCCGAGACGUCGUUCAAAACGAAAUGCAAAACCUGAGCAAACUGCUAAGCGAACAACUAUUCGACGUCAUCAAUGAAGUGCUUAAGGAUUACACUUUAGCAGAUAUUAUGGACUAA